CUGGCGCAUCUCACUAACAUGCGCCAGACCUGGACAUGCUCUUAUCCUCCACUCGUCUCUUUCGUCUCUUAAUUCCCGUUGUUCGGUAUCCGGAAACAGCGCAUGCCCUUUUCUUCUUUUUCUUCCUCAGAUCUCCAACUGAACCCACCAAAAACCUUAGUCUCCAGGCGAAUUUCAUCGCCCAAAACUCACUGAAUCGAAUCUUGAUGCGAUGAUGUCGCUUGCUCUCUCUCCGCGAAUUGCAAUUUCGGUGAGUUCAUCUUUCGGAAACCAUAACCAAUCUCCCCCAUCGGCUAUGUCGCCUUCACGGUUCUGGGCACUACACCGUUACCCCACUCUUCGCCUCGAUCUCAAAUUAUGCCCCUGUUCUCUCCGAGCUCACGAAUCCGAGAGUGUUGCGUCCGCAAGUGCGCCGAUCUUUGACGAUUUCAGGGUUUUCGACUUCGAUAGUUUUCUCUCGCUUGCCGAAUUGGUACUUAUUGCUUCCUCGACAGUCAUUUCAGUGGCUUUCGCGGUGAAUUGCUCGGUUUUAGGGCUGAAAAACGAGAUUUUGGGAGAAAUGUGGAAGAGGGUUGCGCUAUGCGGGGUUGCAGGAUUGGUGGGUGGGGUGGUGAUAGGCGCGUGGAUAAGACGGAGGCAGUGGAAGAGGAUUUGCGGAGAUCCAAUGAGAGGAGAGAGCAUGAACUUGAUCAAGAGGGUCGAGAAUCUGGAAGAGGAGCUGAGGAACUCCGCGACGAUAAUCAGGGUUCUAUCUAAGCACCUGGAGAAGCUCGGAAAUCGAUUCCGAGUCACGAAGAGUGCUUUGAAACAGCCAAUCGCAGAGAUUGCAGCUUUGGCUCAGAAGAAUUCAGAGGCCACAAGGGCAUUAGCGGUGCAAGAAGACAUUCUGGAAAAGGAGAUCCAUGAAAUCCAGAAAGUUUUGAUAGCUAUGCAGGAACAACAGCAAAAACAGCUGGAACUUAUACUUACAAUCGUGAAACACAGCAAGUUAUGGGAGAGCAAACCGAACUCAGACAAGACAUUGGUUGGAGUCGAAGGUUAUAAUAACUCUCCGAAUGAUGUCAAACCUCCAGAAAAGCAGAUUGAUCAAGCCACCAUGGACAGAAGCAUGGAAACAGAUGCCGGGUUAGUUCCAGAGUCAGCGGCAAGGAACCCUGUUUGAUUGCUUAGAUGUUUCUUGCUUGCAGAUUUUGUUGGUUCCACAAGGAUUUUGGGGGGUUUACAAUUCAAAAAUAUUUCUGAUUUUUGCACAAACGCCAUAGAUGGGUGUUGGAAGCUGGCAUUGUCUUUCUCAGAGCUCCAACAUUCUGAAGCUGGUGGACAGAAACAAUGGCGUUACAGAUACACUCCAAAUGGGUUCAGUGUCCUUUCUCAAUGGAGUUUGUAAAUUUGAAACUGUUUCCGGGAACAGUGGAAAUGCUCUGUUUUGUUUUUUGUUUUUUUUUUUUUUUUGCUAU
This is a messenger RNA of Tarenaya hassleriana, 1457 nucleotides long. RefSeq lists its product as uncharacterized. Bases 212 to 1162 code for a protein of 316 amino acids. The record is from RefSeq and is a predicted model, not a curated record. The transcript has 3 exons. Lineage: Eukaryota; Viridiplantae; Streptophyta; Magnoliopsida; Brassicales; Cleomaceae. Gene Ontology annotation, cellular component: chloroplast envelope.